Molecule: messenger RNA, 825 nt
Organism: Prorocentrum cordatum
Lineage: Eukaryota; Dinophyceae; Prorocentrales; Prorocentraceae
Source: the annotation of a GenBank genome assembly
AUGGACUUCGAAGCCGUGGAGCAGCGCAACGGCCGCAGCGGCAAGUCUCGGGCGCUGUGCCGGCAGGAGCUCGCGGCGCUGCUUCAGGGCGAGCUCGAGCGCCUGCGUGCCGAGCGCGACGCCCUGGCUGCCGAGCGCCAGGUGGUGCAGCACAUGGUGCCGCGUCGCGCGGCGUGCCGUUCGCUGGAGGCUCUCGCGGACCGGCUCUUCGCAUUGCCAUCGCAUGAGUUGGCGGAUCAUGAAGGCUGUUUGUCGACGCUGCUAUUGCCCUCAGACCGGCGGGAGCAGUGGCUGCGGAACAAUUUCCUGACGGCGUGGGAGCCGCAUCGGCGGGCCUGCGAUGCGGCCGAGACGUACACAGCGGCAAAGGUAAAGGUGCUUGGAAUCUGGGGGUUAUACAACCCGCAGUUGGCCAAGGACUGCAGGCCAGAAGCCGCCCACGCUGGCGACUGUGCUCCGGUGCCCGAGCUCGAGGCCGCCAUCUGGGGGCGCGCCGACCUCGAGGGCCCCGGCUCAACGAGCUGCGGUGGCUGCGUGGACAAAGACGAGGUUAUCAUCUUCAAGCUGAAGCAGGCGGUUCCUCAGAAUUUUGCUGUCUACGAGCACGAGUCGGGCGGGCUCCCCGCGGCGCCCGCGGCGGGCGCCGGCGCAGCAGGGGCCAGCAGCACCGCCAGCCUCCUGGGGUUUGCCGACGAACCCGAGCUGGACGACGUGAAGGACGAGGCCGUGCAGAUCGCGCCGGCUGGCGGCAGAAAGCGCAUGAAGCUGACCCAUGGCCACUUCUUUGACAACGAGGCGGCGUCAUCGGAGGAGGGCCAUUUGUGA